CGGCCGCCGUAACCCCGCCUCCAGGGGAGCGGCCCUGGCCCGCCAACUCCGCCAUCGCCGGCAUGAAGCCUCCGCCACGGCGGCGAGCUGCCCCGGCGCGCUAUCGGGGCGAGGCGGCCGGCACCGCCGCCUGGAGCGCCCUCGAGAAGCGGCAGCUGCUCCGACUGCUGCAGACGCGGCGGGGCCAGCCGGAACCGGACGUUGCCGAGCUGGCCGGGGAGCUGCCGGGCCGGAGCGAGACCGAGAUUCGGGAUUUCCUCCAGCAGCUCAAGAACCGUGUGGCCCGGGAAGCCAUUCAGAAGGUGCAUCCAGGUGGCCUAAAGGGUCAAAGGCGUCAGCCCCCAGCUCCCAUCGAGGUGUGGAUGGAUCUGGCUAAGAAGAUAACAGGCCCACUGGAGGAAGCUCUGACUGUGGCUUUCUCACAGGCGCUCACCAUCAUGGCUGUGGAGCCCGUCAGCCUCCUGUACUCAAAGCCGUCCAAGCCUACGCAGGCACGUGGAAAACUACUGCCCCUUAACACCCCUAGCAGACAAGAGAACCCAAGCCCUGAGGCUGCUGGCCCCACCCCUGAAGCACCUGCUGGCCCCUCUGCUGAGGGAGACCUCGAAGUGGACUUUGAAAAAAUCUACAAGUACCUGUCAUCCAUCUCCAACAGCUACCAUGGUCCUGAGCUUUCCCCAGCUGAGGCAGCUGUGGUCCUUGACCUGCUCAUGUCACUUCCUGAGGAGCUGUCUCACCUGCCCUGUGCAGCCCUGGUUGAGCAUAUGAUGGAUACAUACCUACACCUGAUGGCCCCCCAGUCUGACCCCAGCAGUGGGAACCUGGGACCAGAAGCUGAGGUUUGUGGGACUGGCUCUAGGGGGCAAGAGGAGUCCGGUCAGGCCAACCCCCAGGCCCCUGAGAAUGCCAGGCCCAGCAAACCGAGAUCUGCCUGGCAAGUAGUUGGGGUUUGUCCCCUGAACCCAUUUCUGGUGCCCCUGGAGCUUCUGGGCCAGGUAGCUACCCCUGCAAAGUGAUGAGCUGACCGAGCACACACCAGACAUCUGUGAGCUCCUGGCCUUCAAUUCUGCUUGGGCUGGCACUGGGUCUUCAUGAGGAUCUGGUCCUAGUGGAAAGUCCCUCACUCGGUGUGCAGUGCCAAGUGGCCUUUAGGACAUUCCAUUCAGCAGGGGUUUCAGAAAUGGAAGUCCAGUUUGUGUAGGAGUUCAGCCACAGAUCUUAAGUGGGGGCAGCCAGAUGGCUGGGAUAAAACCACCAUCAAAUACUGGCCCCUCCUUUCAUGCAUCCUGUUGCUUAUGCCUAUAACUGAAUAAAGUUGUCAAUCUGUC
Molecule: messenger RNA, 1328 nt
Organism: Eptesicus fuscus (big brown bat)
Lineage: Eukaryota; Metazoa; Chordata; Mammalia; Chiroptera; Vespertilionidae
Gene: SNAPC2
Product: small nuclear RNA activating complex polypeptide 2
Exons: 5
Coding region: 63-1016 (317 amino acids)
Biological process (GO): snRNA transcription
Cellular component (GO): nuclear body
Molecular function (GO): RNA polymerase II general transcription initiation factor activity
Source: RefSeq, a predicted model, not a curated record